UCACUCCUUAAGGAAAAUUCCAUUCAAAAUGACCGGUCGCGGCAAGCAAGGCAUGCGGCCAGCCACUCCACCCGACCCAACCCUCAAGUCGCGACCAGUUCCUCGAUCUCGGCACUUCGCAGUCCUACCAUUUGGGCCAGCAUCCGCGAGCGACAUCCACAAUACAGCACCAUCGCUAGAAGACAUAGAUGAAGCGAUCGGCAUCGAUGAAGUCAAGCGCCAGAACCUGGGUGGGAAAACCCACGUUCGCAGCCUUCUGGAAGAUCUGUAUAUCCUCAGUUUACCAUCGAGCGACGACGAAGAAUGGGAGCCUGACCCUACCUGGGGCUUUUAUGUCUUCGUUACUUCAUACUCAGAUAGUGCUCUGGAAUAUCUUCCAAAGGCCAUGGAUAACUGGAUCAAGUUAGCUCAGCGUGACUUGAUGCAUUACGGGCCUUACGGUGCUGAGGCAUUUCGCCGUUUGAGGAUGGAUGUGAUCGCCGAUGAGGAAGCGCUCUCUGGGGCAUCCGAUGAUCGGAUAAGAGAAGAACUGAAUGCUCAAAUUCACGGACUCGAGUCUAGUGGCCAGGGUCAGUCUACGCUGGCUCGUCGCCAUAGGGGGUGUUUUGUUCUCGGUGAAGAUUUGAUUGUCAAGCUUGCAGGCCUUACGUUUCCAAAUGAUUCACGUCAAGAUCAUGGGUCAUUCAGCAAUAUUACCGUCAAGUUUAUCGAUCGGUUCUGGAAAUGGCGUCCCCUGGGUACCCCUUUUACUUAUAAAGGGAUACGGAGCUGUUCUAUCACCUCGCUUGCGGAGAUAUUUGAGCUUCUGGCGUCGAAUAGCCUGAGUUUGGAAGAGAUACAUGGUCUUCGUCCGCCCUUUGCCCCUUAAGCUUUGCAUGCGUUACAGAUUAGUGGCCUUGGAGCGCUGAGAAAUGGUUUGUAUGGAUCUUGAGGGUACGGAUCCUAUUGAUUCGUGAAUUUCAAGGUUGCGCUGGUGAUUGAUUGUCUUAUUGUGGUGGAUUAUAAACCAUUCCUUUCUAGAAUGCCACGAGACGUAGCGAGUAUCAAUUCGACAGGAAUGUGCAUGUUCUCUUCUGCCACAAGAUAAACUAUUGUUCAGCAUGUUCGUUCACAAUUGCUAUACAUUUACAAACUAUGUGUUGGAGUUAUUCGAAUGAUGUGUCUGGUAUUCC
Aspergillus steynii IBT 23096 is the source of this 1172-nucleotide messenger RNA. RefSeq lists its product as uncharacterized. Lineage: Eukaryota; Fungi; Ascomycota; Eurotiomycetes; Eurotiales; Aspergillaceae. The coding region runs from base 29 to 868 and encodes 279 amino acids. The record is from RefSeq and is a predicted model, not a curated record. The transcript has a single exon.